Molecule: messenger RNA, 3492 nt
Organism: Malassezia sympodialis ATCC 42132
Lineage: Eukaryota; Fungi; Basidiomycota; Malasseziomycetes; Malasseziales; Malasseziaceae
Gene: SMC3
Product: cohesin subunit SMC3
Biological process (GO): chromosome organization
Cellular component (GO): chromosome
Molecular function (GO): ATP hydrolysis activity; protein binding; ATP binding
Source: RefSeq, a predicted model, not a curated record
AUGUCCAUCAAGUCGCUCACGAUCCAUGGGUUCAAGUCGUUCCGGGAUCCUGUGACGAUCAACUUGCGCGAGGAUGGGCUGAAUGUGGUCGUCGGUCGCAACGGCAGUGGGAAAAGCAACUUUUUCGCCGCGAUCCGAUUCGUGCUCGGCGACGCGUACACGUCGCUCUCGCGCGAGGAGCGGCAGGCGCUCCUGUACGACGCAUCAGGCGCGACAUCGACGACGCUCUCGGCGUUCGUCGAGGUCACGUUCGAUAACAGCGAUGCGCGCUUCCCGCUGCCAGGCGACGAGGUCAUAUUGCGGCGCACCGUGAGCCUCGCGCGCGACGAGUAUGCCAUCGACCGCAAGGCCGCGACGAAGCAGGAGGUCGCGAGCCUGCUCGAGUCCGCGGGCUUCGCCACGAGUCACCCGUACUACAUUGUGCCGCAGGGCCGCAUCACGCACCUCACCAACGCCACGGACGCUGAGCGUCUCGCGCUGCUCAAGGAGGUGUCGGGCACACGCGUCUACGAGCAGCGGCGCGCGGAGAGUCUGGAUAUUCUGCGGUCUACAGAUGCGCGGUACCACGGCUCUGCCGAGCUGCUCGCGCAGCUCGAGUCGCGCAUGGACGAGCUGGCCAAGGAGCAGGGCGAGCUGCAGAAGUUUUAUGCGCGCGACAAGGAGCGGCGGUGCCUCGAGUACACGAUCUACCAGCGCGAGCUCGCGGACCUGGCCGACAUGCUUGAAACGCUCGAGAAUGAGCGGCGUCGCGACGUGGACGAAAGCAACACGCGCCGCGCCGCGUGGGCGCGGCAGGACCAGGCAGUCGCGGAUCUCGAGGGGCGCGCGCAGCACGUUCAGCAGGAGCUCGAGCAGGUUGCACUCGAGCAGACACAGCUCGAGCAGGAGCGGCGCGAGCUCGCGCGCUCACAGGCGCAGCUCGACAGCCGCCUCGAUGACCUGGGCGGGGCGCCCGAGGAGCGCGCGGCACUGGAGGCGGCGCUUGCGGACGUCGAUGCGCAGGUCGUGGAGCGCGAGCGGGCGCUGGCAGAGCGUACACGCGCACAUACCGAGGCGGUACAGGCGCUCGAGGCGCAGCGGGCGGCGCUGGAGCACGAUCGUACCCGUUUGGCGGCGCUGUAUGCGAAGCAAGGGCGCGCCGCGCACUUUCAGAGCGAGGCGGAGCGCGAUGCCGCGCUCGACUCGGAGCUGGCCGAGCUCGAUGCGCAGGCCACGGCGCUGGGCGAGGCAGAGCGCGAGGCGCGCGAGGCGUGUGCAUCCGCCCAAGCGCACCAUGCGUCGUGCGUGGAGCGCCGCGUGGCCCUGGAGGCCGAGCUGGCGACGCGCGCCAACGCUGUGGGCGAGGCGCAGCAGCAGUGGCGUGCGCUGCGGGACGAGCGCGAGUCGCUGCUCGAGCAGAAGAAGGAGCUGUGGAAACAAGAGGCGCAUACCGCUGCGGCGCUCACACACGCUAAGGACCAGCUGAGCAGCGAGCAGCGGACGCUGGCAAGCACGAUGGACCGCGCGACGGCGGCGGGACUGCAGAGCGUGGAGACCAUGGCGGCGCGUGAGGGCAUCACCGGCGUGUACGGCCCCCUGUACCAGCUGUUCACGGUGGACGACCGGUACAAGACGGCCGUGGAAGCCACGGCCGGCGCCUCGCUCUUCCACAUGGUCGUCGACACCGACGAGACGGCGGCGCGGCUCCUUGCGCUGCUGCAGCGCGAGAAGAGUGGGCGUGUGACGUUUAUGCCGCUCAACCGCCUGCGGCCGCCGGACACGCACUACCCGCAGGCGCCCGACGCGGUGGUCAUGCUGCGCAAGCUGUCGUUUGACGAAAAACUGCUGCCUGCGUUCAAGCAGGUGUUUGGCAAGACGAUCAUCUGCCCGCGCCUCGAUAUCGCGGCCGCGUACGUGCGCAGCUGCCAGGGCUUGAAUGCGAUCACGCUCGACGGCGACCAGGUCGACCGGCGCGGUGCGCUGAGCGGCGGCUUCCACGACCCGGGCCGCUCGCGGCUGGAUGCGGUGAAGAGUGUGCAGACGUGGCUGGCGCGUGUGGAUGCCGCACAGACGCUGCUCACGCAGCAGCGGCGCGAGCUGAGCGAGCUGGAGCAGCGGGUGACGCAGCUGUACAGCGACAUGCUGCGGUGCGAGGCGCAGCGCACGCAACUGCAGGACGAGCGCGCGGUGGCGCUCGAUGACCUGACGUGGCAGCGGCGCAGCGAGGCAGAUGCGGCGGCGCGCGUUGAGCGCAUGGAGCGGGCGGCGGCGACGCGCGCGAUCGACUGUGCGAACCUCGCCACGAAGCGUGCGGCGCUCGAGAGCGAGAAAGGCACGCCCCUCGAGGACCGUCUCACGGCGGCGGAGCGCGCGGAGCUCGGCGCACUCGUCGCGCGGGAGCGCGAGGCGCCGGCGGCGCUCGCGGCGCUAACGCGCAGGGCCAUGGAGCUGGGCGAGGCGGCGCAAUUGCUGAGCAGUGAGCUGGACGAGCGGCUGCGCCGCUCGCAUGCGGCCCUGGAGCAGCGUCUCGCGCGUGCGGACGAUAGUGCGCCGCGGGGCGAGGCGGCGCAGGCGCUGCAUGCGUCGCGGGCCACGACCGAGUCGCGCCUGCAGCAGGCGCAGGCGCGGCAGGACGCGCUGCAGGCGGAGCUGGCGUCGCUGCAGGCGCGGCUGGAGCAGGCGCACAACGACGGCGAGGUCAAUGCGGAUGUCGCGCGGCAGCGGGCGGCGGCCGAGCGGCUCGCCGCGCGAAAGCAGCGGCUGCUCGAGCAGCGUGCGCGGUGCAACGAAAAGAUCCGGGACCUGGGUGUGCUGCCGGAGGACGCGUUCCAGAAGUUCCAGCGGCACUCGACCGAGCAGCUGGCGGCGCAGCUGCACAAGGCGCGCGCGGCGCUCGACGAGGUGGCGCAUGUGAACAAGCGCGCGGUCGAGCAGUUCCACAGCUUUGCGAAGCAGCGGGACACGCUGCUGCAGCGCCACGAGGAGCUGCAGUCGUCGCAGACGUCGAUUCGCGAGCUGAUCGAGGUGCUCGACGCACGCAAAGAGGCGGCGCUGCAGGCCACGGUCGAGCAGGUGGCCUCGCACUUUGCCGCCGUCAUUGCGCAGCUCGUGCCGGGCGGGCACGGCGAGAUGCGCCUGCACGACGCGGGCGUGGCGCUGCAGGUGGCGUUCCCGCCGCAGCGCCACGCGGUGCGCAUGGCGCAGCUCUCGGGCGGCCAAAAGUCGCUCGUGGCGCUCGCGCUGGUGUUUGCGAUCCAGCGCAGUGACCCCGCGCCGUUCUACCUGUUCGACGAGAUCGACGCGAACCUCGAUACGCAGCACCGCACCGCCGUCGCGCAGUGCAUCCAGGAGCUGGCGCAGGACGCGCAGUUCGUCACGACGACGUUCCGCCCCGAGCUCGUGGAGCGCGCGAGCCGCUGGUUCGGCGUGCUGUUCAGCGCGCACAAGGUCAGCUCCGUGGUCGAGAUCGCGCGCGAGGAUGCGCGGGCGUUUGUAGAAGCCGUCGAUACGUAG